AUGAUCCGCGGCCUUGAAGGAUUUCUGCACGAUGCACAGCUUCUGCAAGAUGGGCAGCUGUCGUCGCUGAAGAAUACGCGGCUCGGUAUUGACUUGUCGUACUACCUGCGUCAGCUGCUCUCCUCGUCGCAGACGGCUGAGCCGCUGGUCGCUGCGAUCGGCGGCCAGCCGCUCGCGCUUAUCUCAAAGAUCGAGGCGGACCUGCGUGCACUGGAGCAGCACCGUAUCAAGCCGGUAUUUGUGCUUAACGGCCUGUCGCCCGCGAAGCGCACGCGGCCCUUUAGCUACGAAGACCGGCGUCCCGGCAUGCGCAAGCGGGCGUGGGACGCGUACGAGGCCGGAAACAUGGCGCUCGCGAACCAGAACCUGAGCGCGAGCAACAGUGUGCACUUCCCGGACCUGUACCGCAGCGUGCUGCGCAUGUUCCGGCACAAGCACAUUGACUUUAUCGUGGCGCCCUACCUUGCGACCGGUCAGCUGGUGCUCUUGGAGACCCAUGCAAAGCAGUACGUCCAUGCCAUGUACGGCCCGAUGGAGCUGCUUGCGUUCGAGCGCGUGGACAAGGUGAUUCUGCACCUCGACUUUGCUGCAGGCAAGUUCCAGUACGCGUCCAAGGCGGCGAUCAUGCGCGAGCUGCAGUGCUCCGAGAGCGAGUUUCUGGACACGGCGCUGCUCGCGGGUAUGGAGUACUGCUCGACCUUCCCCGCGCUGCAGGACGAGUCGACGGGGCUGUUGCAGCCCGCUGGCUCGCCGAGCGUGCGGGCGAUUAGCCACCUGGUGAAGCAGGCACGCAGCGGCUUUGCGCUCUGCAGCCAGUUUGCCGAGCACCCCAUGGUCGCCAAGGCCGCGUACCUCGACCAAUUUUGCCACGCGCGCACGAUGAUCAAGUACUCGCUGGUCCUCGCCCCCGAGACGGCGCAGGUGACGCCGCUCCCGCUCGCCAUGGGGCCGCUGCCCGGCAAGCCCGAAGGCACGCCGAAUGACGUGCCGUCGGACCUGCACGAGAUCUUCUCGUUCCGCCUGCCGGACGAGGUCUUCCAGUGCCUGUCGCGUGGCCUGAUGAGCUCGAGCGUGCUCGGCAGCCUGCUGAGCAGCUACGUGAUCGAGUCGGCGCCGCUCGACAACGGCGAGGCGGCCGAGUACCACAAGUUUGUGCGCGAGUUCCUCACCGAGUCUGCGCAGAGCCCGCGGUGCGUGGCGAUCGCGCUUGCCUGCGCGGCGCUGCACCCCUUUUGGCGUGGGCGCAAGGUUUCAGCUGUGUACUGGUUCCAGCCGCAGGUGGACUAUCCUGUGCCCCACGAGGCGCCCGUCACGCAGCAGCUGCUUGCGCGCAGUGACCGGUGGUACGUCCCUGCGGCGCUCCUGGACGAGGAGCUCCGCCGCCAAAACUCGGCGACGAUCGAUGUGUCGCUGUGCCUCAACACGACGGCCGACGCGGAGCGCGCCAAGCGCACGAUUAGCACGCGCGACGCGAGCGCGCGCCUCGGCAAGAAGGACGAGCUGGUGGCCAACUCGCUGUGGCGCUUCCUCGAGCUGCGCGACUUUCUCAACGAGCAGCACACGCACAGCGCCUAUGGCAAGGCGCUGCACGCUGCGCUGCAAAAGGUGCGCGUGAACGACCGUGUGCAAGAGCCGUUGUACCUCGCGCUCGAGCUGCUGCGUGCCAAUGUGCUGCACGGCGACGUGUACAGCGGCACGGCAUACAGUGGCGGCCCGUCGUUUGGGUCCGAGGCCGAAAUGCAGCACAUGCUCUUGGUGAUGCGCGUGCUCAGUCUUCUCCCGAUGGCCUUUAAGCCGCAGGCGUGGGACGCGCCGCUCUCGCGCGAGAUGCUUGUCUUUAACUCGUUCGCCAAGGCGCUCUCGCGCUCGCUGCGCUCGCUCGUGGAGAUGGUCACGCUGACGCUGCUGCUGAAAAGCGAAUCGCGCCAGCCGCGCGAGGACUAUCUGGACCUGAGCCUGAGCCUGCCGUUCCAGACGGACACCAACACGGGCAUGGGUAUCGUGGUCAAGUGCUACUUGGAUGCCAUCUAUACGCUCCACGGCGGCGCGAUCCAGGAAAACGAGAAGCAAAACGCCGACGUGGUCGAGUCAAAAGACACGGUCGUCGAGAUGCUGGUCGAGACGUUUGAAAAUAUCCGCGACGUGCCGCUGGAGUUGCGCCGGGGCUUUAGGCUCUGGGCGGCGCUCAUGGAAGCGAUCGAGGUGCUUGCUGCCGAGCAUAGCAUCACGCCCACGGUCGCGGAGCAGUUCCGUGCCGCGGACGCGUGGCUCAAGCCGAUGAUGCUGUAA
This is a messenger RNA of Malassezia japonica, 2289 nucleotides long. RefSeq lists its product as uncharacterized. Bases 1 to 2289 code for a protein of 762 amino acids. Gene Ontology annotation, cellular component: nucleus. Gene Ontology annotation, molecular function: mRNA 3'-UTR binding; nuclease activity. The transcript has a single exon. The record is from RefSeq and is a predicted model, not a curated record. NCBI's taxonomy places the organism in Eukaryota, Fungi, Basidiomycota, Malasseziomycetes, Malasseziales, Malasseziaceae.